AUUUCUUCUGUGAGAAAUUUGAUGGAUUUUGUGCAUCUUUUGAGGUUCAUCUUUAUCAAAUGAAUAGUUUUUGGUGCCAAAGCUCAAUUAGCCAAAUGUCUAAACUAAAAUUUACACUAAAAAAUCCAGCUUGCAAAAAAUUCUUCUAACAAAUCUAAGUAGCUUUAACAAUUAUUUAUUAGUAGUCAGUUUAUCAAGCUAGAAUACUCUGAACAUAUUUCUAACAGAAGUUGUUUUGAUGAACUUAAUUAGAUACUCAAGUAUUUGUUCAAAACUUGUUCAAAUGCAUGUUGUCCCAACUUUAUAUUUAGAGUCAUCUAAAUAAAUUUAUGUUGCACAAUGUUGUGGAAGUCCUCAGCAGGCAUUGAAGCUCGAAAAAAAAUUGUUAGUUAGCUGUCAUAUGAUUCAGAUUUUUCAUAAUUUUUUACUGAAUAUUUGCUGAUUAUCACUAUGUGUUUGAGAUUUGUGUGUUGAGGCAAGCAGUUUUAAGAAUAUAAUGCCCAUUUCAUGUAGAGGCUUUGAAAAUAAAAUGUAAAGAUGAAAGAAUGAGAUUCGUAUCCCCUUAUAUUGCUAAAUGCUAUAUCUUUAGUUGCUUCAAGAAUUUUUAAAAUCAAAAGAAUGUCUGUUACUCAUGAGAUGGUACUUGGAAGUCAAUGGUGCCCCACAACUGUUUGGUUCAAAAAAAAAUCUUCAAAAAAAUACUUUGGUCUGAUGUAUUGUGAUCAUCUUGCCACAAGAGGGGGCAGUAAAUGAAUGUGAUAAUAUGCGAAACUACAAGAUUUCUAGGCAUUGUUCAGCAAAAUAAAAAUUCUGUCAUUAUUUACCUUCAUGCUGUUUCAAAUAGACUGUCUCAGUCAUCAUUCAUUUUCAAUGUAUGGGAAAAAUAAGAUGCAAUGCAUGUUGACUGAGGAUAUCAAAUCUCUCCCAAGAAUCUCUUUUUGUGUUCCACAGGAGAAAGAAAGUUGUAGGGGUUUGGAAGUAAUCCAGCAGUGGUAGAGUUAAAUCUCCAAAUUACAUCACUGCUUUUGCACAUUCUGUCCAUCCACCCCUCCUCCUCAAUUCCCUCGCCCUCCCCCUUCUCAUUGUCUAUGAAAGGAGGGUCUUACCCUCCCCUGUCCAUUCAGCCGCUGGGUACUGGGACUGUGGUCCAGACCUCACCCUCAAGCCUGUCAUUAUAUUCACUUAGCAGCCACAAAGACCUGCAGCCCUUCACAGCCUCUGUGCACAGUUCUAUUGUGACUUAACACUUCACACCACUCUGAGAUGGAGCUUUUGGGUCUCCGACAGCCCUUCACCCAGUUUCAGGAGGAAAAGUACCAGAUGCUGGAGCUGAACCAACGUCUCGAAUCAUACUUGGGCCGUGUGAAGCUUCUGGAGGAGGAAAACAAGCUACUGCGAGAGGAGAUCCACACUCUCAAGAGCAGCAGGGACCCACCAGGCCAGCGCAAAGCUCAAGAGGAAGCUCUCAGCCAGGCCAGGAGGAUGAUGGAGGAGGCUUGGAGGAAGAAAGACCAUGUGGAGCUGGAAGUGGAGAACUUAAUGGAGGAUAUGGAGAUGGUGAGUAUUCAAAGACAGAAGGCGAAGACCGCAAAGGCUGAAGCACAGAGAAAACUUGUGGAGAGCAAGAAGGAGCUGGAAGAGGAGCGUAGGGCUCAGAUUUGGCUUAGAGAGAAGGUUGGACAGCUUGAGAAAGAUGUCUUGCUACAGAUGCAAGUCCACAAGGAGAACAUGGAAACUUUGCAGGUCUCUCUGAAACAGACAAAGCAAGUACUAAUGGCCCCACAGCACACUCAAACUAUCAGCAUCCCUGACCUGGGACAGGAGUACAGCCAAAGAGCAGCUCAAGCCUGGCAGGAGGCAACCAACAACUAUCAGAGACAGGUUGGAUGUCUGGAGGAAAGUCUGAACCAGGCCAAAGCUAACAUGGCAAAGAUUCACCAGGAGAAGAGAGAGAACCAGCAUCAGGUUCAGCAUCUGGCCAAGGAGCUCGAGAGUAUGAAGACUAAGAGGCAGAUGCUGGAGAAACAUGUAGUGCAGCAGAGAGAAGAACAGAAUCAGGAGCUUCAACAUCUUCAGGCCCAAGUAGAUGCUCUGGAGUUGGAGAAAGACAGCCUGGGGCAGCAGAUAGACAGCCUGAUGGUGGACAGACAAAAUCUGCUGCAGAUGAAGAUGUCUCUUGGACUGGAGGUGGCCACAUACAGAGCUUUGCUGGACAGCGAGGGCCUGAGAAUCGACAGACCAACAACAAACAAAACAACAAACUCUGCUUUCUUUUUAGAUGCACUCUCAAAGCCCAUUGGGACCCACCAAACCUUACAGACCACUGCUGCUUCCUGUCAUUUCAGCAAUACUGUGUCUACAAGUCACAGAUCAAUCACAUCUCGCACUCUGCUGACCAGUGCGACUCCAUCAUGGACCCCGACUCAAGGGACUCCACAGAAAACACCAACCAAAACCUCAGUGACAGAAAAGACAGGGGUUCAUAUCUCAGAGGAGUCUAAGAAAGCUGCUCAGGAGUCUGUGGAUCAUUUACAGGGAGAAAAAGUCCAUGAAGACAUGGCUCUUGCAUCAACUCUCCCCAAAACAGCUGCAGAACCAGAACCACAGCUCAAACCAGAAGAUAUCAAGGUGGAGGACGAACCAAAACAGUUCCAGGAAGCUCAGAUGGUUGAAUCUAAAACUGAUGAAUCUGCAUUGAUAAGUGUGUCAGCUGACCAACCAAAGAGCUUGUCCCAAACUCCAGAGACCGAAAGCUGGGCUGGUCCAUUCACAGAUCCUGCAAGAGUUUCAGAAGAAGGUAAGGAUGAGGACACUGAAGUGUCUGUCGAAAUUGCCCGGAUCUCACACGCACCUAAGGUUGCAUGGGAAGAAAAUAAAACCGUGACAGAGGAUGAAAAAGAUGAUACCUCUGAGAUAGAUGUAAGAUCAGAGAACAUCAGUGAAAGCCAUACAGUUGAAUAUGGAGAUAUGGAGAAUGAUACAUUAACAUCCAGUCCAAACACCAAUAUAUUGGCUUCAUCGUUCCUUGAGCAAGGAGCUUUAGGUGAUUUUGGCUGUCAGGAAGAAACAAUUGAAGAUCUGAUGAGGGUAGAUGAACAGGACAUUGUGAGCAAUAUUAGUGAGGAGGUGACAGAGCAAUUGAACAGUGAAACUGAUGCAGCGAUUGAUUCAAUCAAUAAGUGGGACAGACAGGAACCAGAGAUUGAGACAAAUGUGAUGAGCCCUGAGUCUGAGGUGGAGGAAGAGGGUGAAAUGAGUAUUGACACUGACAUAAAGGAUAAAGCAGAAGAUGAAAAUGUGACUGAAAGAGAAGAAGAGAUAGAAGUGAUUGAGAGAGACAUUUCUGUGCAGGAUGGAGGUGUAGAUUCUCCCAAGAACAUUGAUCUUCAGGAGAGUAUAGAGAAGACUGUACCACCAGCUGAAGCUCAUUCAGAUCAGGCAGUAAAUGAAGACCGUCCUUUACCUGAGGAAUCUGAGGGAGAAGAAGAGAACCGAGGUGAUGAAGACGACUCCCCAAACAUAUCAGCCUCAUGGAGAACUGAUCCUGGUGAGUGUGACAGCUACAGCCAGGAGAACACACUAGCAGACACUCGGCCCUUGAUCCGUUAUAAAAGUGAUGAGGAAACCGACGGGAAUGUGCAAGCCUCACACCUCAUUGGUGAGACCAGCAACAGUGAGGACGAAAGAGAAAGAGUGGAUGGAGGCCAUUGGAAUGAGAGUGCUACCAAACGCUUCAACACUAUGGGAUCUCACAGAAGAACCAGACAUGGAUGUCAUUGGAGAGAUGAUGACGGAAGAUGUUGUUUCUAAAGAAGAAACACGAGAUGAUGAUGAGAGGGCACACAUGACGCUUCAGAGUGUCUCUGGAGUCAAUGAAAGUUUGGAUGUGGAGAAAGAAAUGCCAAGAAUUGAGCUCAGGGGAAACCUGGAAGAAGAUAGUGGUGAUGAUGAUAUGAGAGAAAUGGGGAGAGAUGAAGAUCAUGAUGUCAAGGUUU
Molecule: messenger RNA, 3995 nt
Organism: Ctenopharyngodon idella (grass carp)
Lineage: Eukaryota; Metazoa; Chordata; Actinopteri; Cypriniformes; Xenocyprididae
Gene: nes
Product: nestin
Biological process (GO): positive regulation of intermediate filament depolymerization
Cellular component (GO): intermediate filament
Molecular function (GO): intermediate filament binding; CCR5 chemokine receptor binding
Source: RefSeq, a predicted model, not a curated record